ACAAAAUGACAAGAGUAGCUCAUUGUCAAAGUGUCUUCAAACUACAAACUACGAGUAUACUGUCUAACAUGGCUUUUAAACCCAACGCAUCCGCAAAGAUGUCCUUUAACAUUGCAGAAUUGUCAAAGAGCAGCAGAGUUUCAGAUACCGUCUGUACUGACGCUGUUGUCAACAAUAUCCACGACCUAUAUCUACCAAGCAGUAGCCAAUCAUGUACAGCAGAGAUAAACCUUCAACUGAGCUACCCGACUCAAUACCAGAGGAAUCGAUUGGACGACUUAUCACAUUCUAGUGAUACCAGUUUUCACUAUACAGACUCUACAUCAAGAGAUUGUACUUCACCUGGUUCCUGCUCAGACGACUCAGUCAAGUCCGACCAACAACCAAAGAGAGCCAGAACUAUCUUUACAAACUCACAACUGAUGGAAUUAGAACGAUACUACAGCAAUAGUAAAUACCUGCAAAUUGAAGACCGCCCAAAGCUCGCAAAGAAACUCAAACUCAGCCAACAUAAGAUUAAAUGGUGGUUCCAGAAUCGGAGAAUGAAAGAAAAGCGUCACAUCAAAAGUACAAGCCUCAACAGUCCACGAGAGUUGUCACAGUUCGUUGGUGUAGGUAAACCUGUUCCCCGAAUGCUAACAUUGGGGUCCAAUGAGAACAUUAGUCUGCAGUCAUACUCAACAUUCCCUAUGUUAUCGCCGUAUAUGACUGGACUGUCAUCUUUCGCUUAUCCUGGUUAUGUUCAGCAGUUCUACAGAAGUUAA
Molecule: messenger RNA, 764 nt
Organism: Mytilus trossulus (common blue mussel)
Lineage: Eukaryota; Metazoa; Mollusca; Bivalvia; Mytilida; Mytilidae
Product: homeobox protein ceh-30-like
Exons: 1
Coding region: 6-764 (252 amino acids)
Biological process (GO): central nervous system development; neuron differentiation; regulation of transcription by RNA polymerase II
Cellular component (GO): nucleus
Molecular function (GO): DNA-binding transcription factor activity, RNA polymerase II-specific; RNA polymerase II cis-regulatory region sequence-specific DNA binding
Source: RefSeq, a predicted model, not a curated record